Molecule: messenger RNA, 980 nt
Organism: Dryobates pubescens (Downy woodpecker)
Lineage: Eukaryota; Metazoa; Chordata; Aves; Piciformes; Picidae
Exons: 5
Coding region: 1-615 (204 amino acids)
Source: RefSeq, a predicted model, not a curated record
AUGGGAAUUGUGAUCUCCAGCAUUUGUCGAUGCCUCAGCCUGGUGAAAUCCUGCCUGGCUGCCUGCUGGGCUCAGGCAGUGCUGACUUGGAGGAGAUGUACCAGGAGACUCUUCAUAGGCGACCAUGUGCCAGCCUUUGAGACAAUUCACUUUCUGCUGCACAAGGGCACCCCUGGGCACGAGGAGGUCUUGGAGGAGGUGGCAGAGGCAGCACUGCAGCCUGGGGACAUGGUGCUCUUCCCCCUGCACGAGUAUGGCUCCUGCAGCUCCCUCUUCACACACGCAGCUGUCUACCUUGGGGACGCAGAGGUCAUACACUUCCAGAACACUGAUGUCCGGAGUAACAUUGGUCAGAUCUGCAAGGAAGGCUUCCACGCCCUGACAGGGGCCAGGGGGAAAUGCCAGAUGUACCGGAAAAGAGGUGGGAUGGACCUCAUGGAAUUCCAUAGCAACGUCAGGAAGGCAAUGAACAGCAGAGGCAGCUAUCAGCCAGGCACCAACAACUGCAUCCACUUUGCUCUCUGGCUUCUGGGCUUGGAAGACUUCUACAUGGACCUGGUGGAAAUCCAACAUGAAGAUGGCAGAGGGAGGCCGCGUUUGUGCUCCAUGAAGUGAGGGACUGGCAACAGCCACAUCAGCCUGAGGAUGACCAGCCCUGAGCCACAGAGGAGCCUCAGCAUUGCCCCACGCACCCCAACGCCUCAGCCCAGGGAAGGACCUUUGCUGAGCAGGACCUGUUCCCUUCUGCUUGCUGCAGCUGCCUUGCCAUGCAUUCCUUAGGGGCUUCAGUACUGCUGCCUCCAUCCAAUAUCCCCAUUGCCCUCCCCCAACAUCUACAACGACAAUAAAGCAGAGAGCACAAGACAAUGCAGAAGGUACUGCCUGGAUGUCCUAGAGCAGACAACGUGUCCCCAUGCAGCUGUGCUGGGCUGACCUGGGGCUGCUGCCAGGAGCCCACCCAGGUGCCCCAUCCCUGCCCU